Pleuronectes platessa (European plaice) is the source of this 1700-nucleotide messenger RNA. It is a transcript of the gene peds1b, whose product is annotated as plasmanylethanolamine desaturase 1. The transcript is spliced from 6 exons. The record is from RefSeq and is a predicted model, not a curated record. Gene Ontology annotation, molecular function: oxidoreductase activity. NCBI's taxonomy places the organism in Eukaryota, Metazoa, Chordata, Actinopteri, Pleuronectiformes, Pleuronectidae. The coding region runs from base 1 to 828 and encodes 275 amino acids.
AUGGCGAGGACGGUGAACGAGAGCGAGUGUGGAGGCGAACCACGGAUCCCGGAGCCGCAGGGACCGGGCCGAGGGGCGGCCAGAUGGGGCCCGCAGCACGCCGGGGCCCGGGAACUGGCCACCCUGUACUCGCCAGGCAAAAGAUGUCAAGAAGUGAUCAGUGUCGUCCUCUGCUUCUCUCUCAUGGCCUUCAAUUUCAUUCACCUCCUUGCCAAUUUCCAUCUGGGGCAUUUGUGGUACAUUGUGUUGGGCAUUGUGGCAGGAAUACUCACCGCAGACUUUGCAUCAGGUCUUGUUCACUGGGGGGCCGACACAUGGGGAUCAGUAGAUCUACCCAUCUUUGGAAAGGCCUUUAUACGACCAUUUAGAGAGCACCACAUUGACCCCACAGCCAUCACCCGUCACGACUUCAUUGAGACCAAUGGCGACAACUGCAUGUUGACCAUUGUCCCUCUAGCAAACAUGGCCUUCAACUUCCUCACCCUCUCCCCUGCGGACGUUUACCGUAACUACCCCUGGUACUGCUUCUUAUUUGCACUAGCCAUCUUUGUGACCCUCACCAACCAGAUCCACAAGUGGUCGCACACGUACUUCGGCCUUCCGGGUUGGGUCGUGCUGCUACAGGACCUCCACAUCAUCCUCCCCCGCAAGCACCACCGCAUCCAUCACGUCUCUCCUCACGAGACGUACUUCUGCAUCACCACCGGUUGGCUGAACUACCCACUGGAGAAGCUGAGUUUCUGGAAGAGCCUGGAGGAUCUCAUCCAGGGUGUGACGGGCGAGAAGCCCCGGUCUGACGACCUGAAAUGGGCUCAGAAAGUCAAGUAAUGCUGCAGGCUAACGGCACCCUACCUCAGAAGAUGCUGGCUCCGUCCAGGCUUCUCAUCCCCUCUUUUGCCUCACUUAAACUGUAAUCCAUAGGAAGGAAAACUAACAAACAGUUUCUGAUGCCAUAGCUUUAAGUCUUGCACAUUUUGUCUGUUAUUCAAGAGGAGGGCUUUGUUGAGUGAAUUUUUCAUUACUUACUCAUGGAGAUCAUUGUUUAAAAUUGCAAUAUAUCUUUAACUUACUGUAUAUUUAACAUCACUCAUCACUUUUCUUUCGGAGACACAAGCAGGUUUUGGUUGGACGUAUAAAUUGAAAUCGCUGUCCAGGGAGAUUGAAGCAUUUCCCUCACGUCAGAUAAUUCAAACGAUCCCAUGAAAGGAUACUUGAACGUUGAGCACUCGCCUUUUUCUCCUCCAGAGCCACAACUGUUCAUUUCGAGAGUUGAUGGAUCUUAUAUUUAGCACUUCUUUAUUUUCUCUGGAUCAGUCUUUUCAUCUCCACCUCAUUAAGGGUCAAUUUGAUUUGAAUUAUUAAACGUGGAAUUAGGCCAUAGUAAGCCGUAGAGCUGGGGGGGGGGAUACAGGAUGCUUUACCAACGUGAAAGCUAAAGAACAAAUCGGUUGAUUACUGUUACAUUUCUCGACUGUUUUAAAAGGUGAGGUGAUGAUAAGUUUAGGGUUUUUCUUCAGUAUUCACAGUUCCCUUUGUUGAUUCUAGUGACACAAUGCAGCCAGUUAAAUAGUUAAGUAGACCUGAGACAAUGACAAGCUAUAUUAGAAGAGUCAGUGACACUUAACAGCCAAACUAGACACCAGCAUGAUAGACGACAGAAAAACACCUUUUUACAAAAUAAACAAUAUAGCUGUCAGAUA